AUGUAUGCCAUAUUCGUACCUACGGUUGUCGGCUAUAGCUUUGCGAAAACAGAUGGUAAAUGGGACAUGCGGGCGAAGCUCCGGGGCGACACAAUCAGCGAGUUCUGA
Messenger RNA from Cladophialophora carrionii CBS 160.54, 108 nucleotides. RefSeq lists its product as uncharacterized. The transcript has 2 exons. The record is from RefSeq and is a predicted model, not a curated record. NCBI's taxonomy places the organism in Eukaryota, Fungi, Ascomycota, Eurotiomycetes, Chaetothyriales, Herpotrichiellaceae. The coding region runs from base 1 to 108 and encodes 35 amino acids.